AGGGAAGCAAGCGAGACCACCCAACUGCAUUGUUGCUUGUACUGUUGGACAGUGCUGCUAUUGUAUUGUCCAUGGAUGAGCAUGGCCGUCCCACCUCCUCCACCAGCAGCCCACCUUCCCCACCUUCUUUCUUCUCCGCGGCCGGCAACGGCGGUUUGCUCGAGUUCCCCUACACCGAGGUGCCGGAGCAAUGGCUGAUGGACGACGACGACGACGACAGCAACAUACAGGAGCAGCUCCUAAGCAUGGAGCCGUGUGGGGGCGACGGGGGCUCGCUCUCGGCGGGCUCCGCUGACCGGUCCAGCAGGAACCCGCCGGCCGCUGCGGCGACGAGGCGGGGGCGGAAGGCUGGGCCCAGCGCCGGGGGCGGCGGCCCUGCCGUCAGCCACAUGGAGGCCGAGCGGCACCGGCGGGACAAGCUCCACCGCCGGUUCUGCGACCUCCGGGCCGCCGUGCCCAACGUGACCCGGAUGGACAAGGCGUCCCUCCUCGCCGACGCCACCGCCUACAUCGCCGAGCUGCGCGCCCGCGUGGAGCGGCUCGAGGCCGAGGCCAGGUGGGCCGCGGCGCGGAAGGCGAACCCCUUCCUCGUGGCGGACGACGUCGCGGCCGCGGCGUCCGCCACGAAGUUCGAGCUUGAGGAGGAGGAGGAGAAGCUGGAGGUGCGGAUGGUGGUCGGGCAGGAGGCGGCGGCGCUGCGCCUGACGACGACCGCGGCGCGCCACGCCCCCGCGCGCCUCAUGGACGCGCUCCGCGCGCUGGACCUGCCGGUGCAGCACGCCUGCGCGUGCCGCGUGGGCGGGGUGACCGUGCAGGACGCCGUCGUCGACGUGCCCGCCGAGCUGCGGGAAGCGGGCUGCCUCCGCGCCGCGCUGCUCCACAGGCUGCAGGGGAGCGGCUAGCCAGCCAAUAGCUGCUCGUCGCCGGCAGCAUUGGAAUCACUAGCUACCGUCUGGCCGACUGGCCCCGAAUUGUAGCGUGCGUAUUUCUUCUCAACACUGAUCGAUAAGGCGUAUCCACCACCAUGGUCACACUUUGCACGCAUACCAACGCUCUGCUCUCACGGUUGUUAUUUGUUGCUGUGAUUCCGGAUAAAUAAUUUCAAUGCAUGGUUCAAGGUGUUUGGAGUA
Panicum hallii is the source of this 1130-nucleotide messenger RNA. Its product is annotated as transcription factor bHLH14-like. Gene Ontology annotation, biological process: regulation of DNA-templated transcription. NCBI's taxonomy places the organism in Eukaryota, Viridiplantae, Streptophyta, Magnoliopsida, Poales, Poaceae. The record is from RefSeq and is a predicted model, not a curated record. The transcript has a single exon. The coding region runs from base 72 to 902 and encodes 276 amino acids. Gene Ontology annotation, cellular component: nucleus. Gene Ontology annotation, molecular function: transcription cis-regulatory region binding; protein dimerization activity; DNA-binding transcription factor activity.